AUGCCUCCUUCCCGACCCAAGACUCAGCAGAAAAACGCUGGGAAAGAGAAGGUGCUCAAUUGUGAGAGAAACUCCACAGGAGACUCAAAGAUCUGCUGUGGGAAGAGGAGGGAAGGUAACUCCUGCUCUGACUCCAGCAGUGAAGGCCAUGGAACCCACAGAACAGGUACGAAGGAGGCUGUGGUGGGCAGCACUUCCUGCAGUGAAGAGAAGAGCAGCUCUUCUGAAGAGAGGAGCAGCUCUCCCGAGUUAGAUGGCAACAGUAAGAAAGAAGUGGUGCUCAAAGAUCCUCCUGUGGGUGAAGAAAAAGGCUACAAGGAACUAGCUGAUGAAAGCAAGGAAGCAUCUAUUGAACCUGAAAAGGAGCUGGUGACCACAGGUGGAAAAACUGAAUCUGAGGCUGAAGGCACUGAAUUUGCAGGGUUGGAAGCAGAGGAGAAGAUGAGGAAGCCAGACAACACGCUGAGACAACCAGAAUGUGCUCCAGCUGAGAGCAGCGAGGCAGAUGAUCAGUUAAGCACUUCAGGACUCCAAGUUAAGAGUGUUAAGAACAGGGAAAAUAUUGAAAUAGACAAGGAAAAUAUACUAGAAAAUGACAGAGUUGAAGAUAUGUCAAAAGAUGGACACAUGAAUUCUGACAACAGUGGGGAGAGCAGCACUGCAGAGAACAUUGAUGAAGUAAAAGAAAACAAGCCAGAACCACUCCCAACUGCUGUGAAAGCAGAACUCCACGUUCACCUUUGCAAAUAUGAACAGGAAGAGAAGGUGAAUGAUGAAGACAGAGAGCUAAAAGAUGGAUCUUUCCACUCCAAGCAGCAAAGGACAUUGAAGGAGAAACCUGGGAAGUGUGAGAACCCAGAACAAGGUGAAGAGGCUGGAGAUAGACAGAGGCACAGUUCAGACUGCAGCAGGCAGGACCUACCAGCACUGAUGCUUCCAAAGAAAUGUUCUUCUCGAUCCCACAUCCCACUCAGUCUGGAAAACCAGCAUAAAAAUGCUGAGACCAAACUUCCACCAAGCCAGAAACCAAAUUCUGCCCAGAUGGCUUUGGGAGCUAGCUCAGACUUGAACAAUGUUGAAAGCAUCUGUUCAAAAGCCAUGACUCUAGAAACUCCCAGUAAACAAAGAGAACCCAACACAGCUCAGAGUUUUGGAGAGAAAAGAUUAAAUACUUCAAGCUGCUCCACAAUUACAAAAAAAUCAUCUGAUAAGCAGCCCCAUGGAAAGAAGAAGAAAGUUGGAAAAGUUAUUGGAAAAGUUAAACAGAGUUCAGGCCAGUCUACAAAGGCAAAAAAAGAGAAAGCAGAAGAAGUGGUCGCAGAGGCACCUUCUGAAACAGAACCUGUGCACGGUGGGGAAGGAUCCAAGCACUUGCACACUUGCUCUGCUUUUAGAAAAGUCACCAGCUGGCUUGGCCAAAAACCUGCCAAGAAAGCAAGGCUGAAAGCUCGACUGCUGAGUGUGGCACGUGCAAUUGGUAUCUCCAGAUGGCUCUUGAAGAAGUUUGGGAAGAAGAAGAGCAGCAAACCUUUUGGAUUCAGAAAUAGAAUGGCAAUCCGGAUUCUGAGCACUGCUGGGUGGGUCGCUCGGUCUGGCAAAGCCUUCCCUGGUGCAGCUGGACAGCUGGAGAGGGCUGACCCGAGGGACAAAGAAUCUUCUGCUUCAUUAGUGGAGGGGAAAGGUGGUCCUAACAUGGUAGAGGAAGUGGGACACCUUGAUUUGUCUCCUGGUGAUCCCCCUCUUCAUGGAACCAGUUCCUUUCCAUGCUCGGAUGAGAAUAACAGUGCUACUGAUGCCAAGUUUGCUGUAGUGUUCCCCAGAGUCCACAGCUUGGUUAAGGCUAAGAACUCCUUGUCCAAGGGCUUUGGCAAUGGUCAUUCCCUAGAGAAACUGAAAACUCCAUCAGAGAGAAAAUCUGUCCCUCCUGUGCAGCAGGCUUGCAGAUUCAAAUGUGACCUUCCCAGACCUCUGCUGGAUCCAAGCCAGAGAAAGAGCAAGCAGGGCUUCUUCCCACACCGAGAAGAGGAGCCACUCCAUACCUCAGCUUCUUGCAGUGAGGUAGAUACCAAGGAGGGUUCAGGUGUCCUCCAGACUGCAGGAUCCAUGGUCACUCCUAGUGUGCACUGGUCCCAGCAGCAGGGGCAGGGAUGGGACCCUGCAGCGUGGCUGAACUCCGAGCUGCUGCUGCCACGGCCAACCAUGGAGAACCUGAGCAAAUGGGCCAUCUCCAAGGAGCCCCAGCUGGCCAGCAGCCGUGUGAGGGUCUGCAAGGACCAGUGGGAGGCAGAUGAUGCUGCUGACAACGUGCUGGAGAUGGAGUUCAUGCAGAAAGAGGUGUACAUGUGUGAAGAGCACUAUGCAGAAGUUGAGGAGGUUGAAGAUCUAACCAGACUGGAGGAAGUCUCUGAGAGCUCAGUCCUGCAGUGCCUGAAGAAGAGGUUCCAUCGCAAUCUCAUUUAUACUUACAUUGGGCAAAUUUUGAUUUCUGUGAAUCCUUUCAAAGACCUCAGGAUCUACUCCGAAGAUGUGGCUACCGAGUACCAACAAGGGACUCUCUCAAAAAAUGCCCCACACAUCUUUGCCAUAGCAGAGAUGGCCUACACGCUGUCCCAGUCGUCAGGGCAGGAGCAGUGUGUCCUCAUCAGUGGGCACAGUGGAUCAGGUAAAACAGAAGCUGCCAAAGCCAUUGUGCAAUACCUGACCAUGCUGUACCAGGAAUCUGACAGCCACAGGAUCAGACAGCCCUGCAGUGUCCUACCCAUCCUGGAGAGUUUUGGAAAUGCAAGAACCAUCCUCAAUGACAACUCCAGCCGUUUUGGAAAGCUGCUGAAUGUCCACCUUCGACAUGGCAUUGUGGUGGGAACAUCCAUCUCCCAGUACCUGCUGGAGAAGUCUCGUGUGGUGUUUCAGGGCAGAGCAUGUGAAGUCCUGGGGAAGGAGGACAGUCAGGAUUUUCUGGUCUUGGUGCGAGCUCUGGAGGGAAUCAGCCUCUCAGAUGAUCAGCUGAACUCCACCUGGGCUGUCCUGGCUGCCAUUCUGCAGCUGGGGAACAUCUGCUUUACCUCUUAUGAGAAAGAAUCCUUUGAACACGCAGCCAUCGCCAGUGAGACUGAGAUUCAGAUUGUGGCCAAUCUGUUGCGUGUCUCAGCAGAGCUGCUGCAGAGAGCUGUCACUCACCGUGUCACUGUUACAUCUUAUGAUCGGAUCUUCACCCCUCUGUCUGUAGAAGCAGCCAUUGAUGCCAGGGACUCCAUUGCCAAGGCUCUGUACUACCUGCUCUUUGAGUGGCUGCUGCUGAGGAUCAAUGAGUGGUUGGCUCCCUGGGAGUCUGACUGUGCUGUGGGCAUUGUGGACAUCCAUGGGUUUGAGGAUCUGGGGGUGAACAGCUUAGAGCAGCUCUGCAUCAACUUUGCCAAUGAGCACCUCCAGUGGUUCUUCAGCCAGACUGUCAUUGCCCAGGAAGAGGAGGAAUACAGCCAGGAGCAGUUAGCUUGGAUUCCUAUUUCCAAGAUGUGCAGUGAGUCAUGCCUGGAUUUCCUUACUGCAAAGCCCCAUGGCAUCUUGUGCAUCCUGGAUGACCAGACAUCCCUGACUCAGGCCACAGACCACACUUUCCUCCAGAAGUGUCAUUACCACCAUGGAAACAGCCCUUGGUACAUCAAGCCCAAGCUGCCUCUGCCAGAGUUCACUGUGCAGCACUACGCUGGCCCUGUCACCUACCAGGUCCACAAGUUUCUCAAUAAAAACCGUGACCAGCUGCGGCCAGAGGUGCUGGAUAUCUUCUCCCAGAGCCGCCUCAAGGUGGUGUCUCAGAUUUUCCAGAGGGUUAAAGCUGCCUAUGGUCAGCGAAGGGAGCUGGGGGGCAGGGGCAGAGGGCUCAGGCCUCAGGCCUCCACACUGGUGUCCAAAUUCCAGCAGUCUUUGCAGGACCUCACAGCCAAGCUGAGAGGGAGCCAUGCCUUCUUCAUCCGAUGCAUCACCCCUAAUCCCAGGAAGCUGUCAAAUGUCUUUGAUGUGGAAUAUGUCAACUGUCAGCUGCGACAUUCUGGGAUACUGGAGGCCAUCCACAUUCUAAAGGAGGGGUUCCCAGUCCGUCUGCCAUUCCAGAGCUUCCUGGCCAGGUACGGGCUCCUGGCUGGGAGCAGGCCCAGCAGCUUGGAGCAGAGAGAAGGCUGUGCAGCAGUGCUGGCUCACGUGGUGGGGACCCCCUCGGAUCUCUACCAGAUUGGGGUGACAAAGAGGAAAUUCCGCCGCCUCCUGCAGCGCCGGCGCCUCCGUGUCCUCCAGGAGAAAGUCACGCUCAUCCAGGCUCACUUCCGAGGUUACCAGGCAAGGAAGCGUUACAUGAGGCUGAAGAAGACUUUGGUGCAAUUUAAAACCAUGUUUAUAAUCUCCAGACCUUUGAUUCAGAGGAGGAAGCGCUGCCAGGACGUGGGGCUGCUGGACAUCCCUGCAGAGCUCGCAGCCCUCCUGCACUUUGUUGAAGGUCGACACCAAGCACAGGCCAACCAGAUAACUGAGACACAGCCCCCAGAAGUCAAAGUCAAGGAUGACCUUUCCCUCCCACCCACCAUCAACAGCCAUCCCUUCUCCUCCUUCAUCAGAUCACACUUCCAGAAGCCAGAUUUCCCUGCCCCUGGUCAGCCUCUGCAGCACCCUUUAACCCACCUGGAUGCUGAACACCAGGAGAGUGCACUUGAGAUAAACAAACUGAUUUUGCGGUUCAUCGGUGACCAGAGUCUCCGUGGCUGGCAGGAGGUCCUGCUGGGCAACUACAUUGCUGGGAGAGGUUUGAGUGAUGCUGCUCUGCGCAAUGAAAUCUUCAGCCAGGUGGUUACCCAGACCUGGAGGAACCCGGACACGGAGCGCAGCCAGCGAGGCUGGGUCCUGAUGGCCACUCUGCUGAGCUGCUUUGGCCCCUCACCAGCACUGGAGAAGCCACUGCUGAAGUUUGUGUCAGACUAUGGCAUGGAGGGCUACAGUGCUGUCUGCCAGCGCAAGAUGCUGACGGCAGCUCAGUGCACAGAGACAGAGCCUGCGCCCUCCCGGGCUUACCCUCCCACCCAGCUGGAGUGGACAGCAAACCAGAGGAGAGGGAAGAUGGUGCUGGAUGUUCAUACCUUUAAUGAGGAGAAGUUCUCAGCUGAGGUGGAGUCCUGGAUGACUGGGGAGCAGUAUGCAGCCUGGAUCCUGAGUGCAAGGGGCUGUGACAAGAACACUCGAGGGUGGUCUAUCUCCAUGUUCACCGGCCACACAUGGCAGGACCUGCUGGGCUGUGACUUUGUGCUGGACCUCAUUGGAGAGAUGGAGGAGACCAGCAACUUUGUUAGCUCCUCCUGGGCACCCACUGAGUACCCCAUCACUCCAGAAAGGGGCAGGAGCAUCCUGCAGUCCUCUGACCUGGACAUGAUCCCUCCUGCUCCAGGUAUCCAGGCCCCUGCCUUCCCCCCACCCAGCCUGCCUCCAGAACUUAUUGGUCUCCAUCCAGAUCCAAGGUUUAGAGAUGACCUGAGGAUCCCUGUGGGCUUGGAUCACUAUGUGGAUGAUCUCUUCAGCCCUGUGCUGCAUCAGAGCUCCAGAGUAUCUGAUAUCGAGAACAGGGAGAAUCUCACCAGACGCAUGAAAGGAGGUGGGAAGAUUGGCCCCACACAGAGAGGAAUCUUUCCUUCUACAGGCUUUCCUGGAAUGACUCAAACACCAGUUUACCAGCCCAUGCCCUCCAUGAUGGGGAUGCCAGCAGCCAUGCCCAUGAUGCCAGGGGUUGGUGGGGUUGCACCUAUGCCAGCCAUGGUGAUGCCCCAGCCCGUGGCUCCAGCUGUAGAUCCCAGCCAGCUGGCAGCACAGCAGCAAGCCUUUAUCAACCAGCAGGCCAUGCUCAUGGCCCAGCAGAUGACCCUUCAAGCCAUGAGCAUUUCCCAGCAGCAGCAGCAGCAGGAGCUGCAGAAGCAGCAAAAGUCUCUUGAGAACUCAAGGCCAAGAGUCUCAAGCCCAGCACAAGCCUCAGCCCCAGCCACUCUCCCAAAACCCAAGAAGCCUCCCAGCAGCCAGGCUGCUGCAACACCAUCAAGGUCUCCAGAGCCACCAGCUAAGGCAAAAGAGCCGGAUUAUGACUACAUGGAAGAGGAGUUCUCCAGCGGCGAGGAUGAUGACUGUCCUCGGGAAACCUUCCAGCAAAAGAAAGAGUACUUCCAGAAGCUGGGAGAGCAGCACAUCCGAGUGAAGAAAGUCAGACCUAGCAAAACCUGGACUCCUCCAGCAAAACCCCAGCCAACAGAGGAGGAGGAGGAGGAAAAAAGAGAGGAGCUGGAGAAGAGGAAAAAAGAGGAGCUGGAGAAGAGGAAAGAAGAGAAGCCUGUCCCUAAACCAGAGCCAGCUCCUGCUUCCCCUCUACCUCCUGAGCCAAAGCCAAAAAAGGAGACACCAAAACCAAAGAAGGAGCAGCCUGUAGUGAAGCCUUCAGGCCCUGAGAAGCGUCCUGCACCCAGCCACGAGAUUGGGAACAUCAUCAAAAUGUACCAGAGCAGACCAGCCCCCGAGCCCCAGCCCUUCCAGCCCACCAGAGUAUCCAAGCCAUUUAUAAAGAAGAACGACCCCAAAAAUGAGGCUCUGGCCAAGCUGGGAAUGAUGAACCCCUCACCUCAGCGAUCACCAUCUCCUGUGCCACAGGAGAAGAAAACACCUCCACCUGUCAAGCCCAAGCCAGGCCCAGCUUCCAGCUCUAUCAAGGAAAAGCAGCUGCCUCUCCUGUCCAUCUUCAAACCAGAGGGUGCCCCACCAGCUGCCCAGGCCCCUGAUGCUCCCCCUCUUCCCCCACCAACCCCUGAGGACCAAGGCAGGCAGGAACCCACAGGGAAGGACUCUGCUGUGACAAUGGCAGGUGAUGAUGGGAUCAAGACCCAGCUGUACAAGCUCACCACCAGUGUCAGCUUUUCCUAUGUCGACCCUGCCUGGAAAUUUUUUCUGCGCAAAGAGGUGUUUUACCCCAAAGAAAAUUUCAGCCACCCUUAUUGUCUGAACUUGCUCUGUGAACAGAUCAUCCGUGACACCUUCUCCGAGUCCAGCUUUCGGAUCUCCAGGGAGGAGAAGCGCAAGAUGAAAGACCUGCUGAUGGAGUUCCGAGUUGGCAACACUGCCCAGUCCAUUCAGGAGGACGGGAUAAAGAAGAGGAUUGUUGUGGCUGCUCGGGACAACUGGGCCAACUAUUUCUCCCGCCUUUUCCCAGUUCAGGGUGAAAAGGGAAGUGAUGUGCAGCUCCUGGGUGUUUCUCACCGGGGCAUGAGGCUGCUGAAGAUGGAGAAAGCAGCUACAUACCAUCCCGAGCACCUCAAGAUCCUACGCAGCUACUGCUUUGCAGAUGUACUGUCAGUGGAGAUGAAAGGCAGCAAUUCCCUGGAGUUCUCCCUGAAGACAGAGCAGCUCAUCCUGCACUCUCCGAAGGCUCCGUGCAUCAAGGCCAUGGUGGAACUAUUCAUGCAGGAGCUGAGGCAGGACACCAACUAUGUCGUGGCUCUGCGCAGCUACAUCGUGGAUGACAAGAGCCUGCUCAGCUUCAACAAGGGAGACCUCAUCGAGCUGCUGCCCAUGCAGGGUGUGGAGCCAGGGUGGCAGUUUGGCUCCACAGGUGGCCGCUGUGGUCUCUUCCCCACCAGCCUGGUGCAGCUGGCUCCUGCCAUUGACUACCUCAGCAGCAGCAUGGACAGACGGGGAGAGCAGAGGAAGAGCACCAGAGCUCCCCCAGAGAGCAGGAACACCAGCAGGGAGAGUUCUGUCCUCAGCCUGACACCAGAAGCCACCAGCACCAUGUUAGUCCCUGCUGGUGACCAUUACACCAUGAUUGACUUCGCCACUGCCUACUUCCGAGAGGCUCAGUCCAUGCAGGGCCUGAAGGGGACGUCUGCUGAGAAGAAGAAUGUGGCUGAGCUGGUGCAGCACACCAAGGUCCCAAUCCAGGCGUCUUUGCUCCGCUACUCUGACAGUGAGCUGAACGAGCUGGCUACAAAGAACUUCCAGACACUGAUGAGGUUCAUGGGAGAUCAUCCAAAACACAAGCAGCAGGCUGAGGUCCAAUGCAUCUAUGAAAUCCUUCAGCUGUGCAAGGAGAAGGAGAAUUUGCACGAUGAGAUCUACUGCCAGGUCAUCAAACAGGUCACCCACAACCCUCAGCAGGGGAGCGAGCUGCGGGGCUGGCUGCUCCUAAACCUGCUUACUGGGUACUUCCUGCCUUCCAAAAUCCUGAUGCCCUAUGCCACCAAGUUCCUGCAGCUGGCCAGCAGUGAUCCAUCCAGCACCCACCAUGAUAUAGCCAAGAUCUGCCAGAGCAACCUGCGCAAAAACUUCCUGUAUGGGGGCCGUCGGCACCUCCCUUUCCCUGUGGAGAUGGAGGCACUGCUGAAGGGACACAGCGCCCGCCGGCUGGUUGUGCUGAUGCCUGGAGGCAUGGAGUACCUCACCAGGAUCAGGACAUUCACUGUGGCCAAGGAGCUCUUGCAGGAGAUCUGUGAGCAGAUGGGAAUAGGUGAACAGCAAGAAACACAGGACUUUGUUCUCUUUGCUAUCAGGAGUGACGACAAAAAUCUCGGUAAAAUGGUGAGACCAAUAAAACUGGAGGAGUAUCUCCAUGAUUACCUGCUGGAGGACAAGCUGGUCACUGUGACCUUACGCAGGCUCAUCUGGAGGACACCUCUGCACUUUGACAACCAGGUUUACACAGAUGUCCAUUAUGGACAGGUGCUGUGGGAUUACCUGAAUGGGAGGAUCCUGCUGAACCAGAACAAAGAAAUGGAGAUGCAAGUGGGCCUUUUGGCAAUGCUCCAGCACUGGGCCAAAGUGGAGCAGCAGAACUCUGCUCCCUCCAGGGAAGAGCUGAAGGAAUACAUUCCAAAGAGCCUGCAGGCCUCCAUCAGCCCCAAGGCUCUACACAGCAUUGUGGCCACACUGCUGAGAAGCAGGCAGCCCCUGCAGCCACGGGAUGCAAAAAUCCAGUUCAUAGAGCACGUGAUGAAAUUGCCUUUCUUUGACUACACCAUCUUCAUAGUGGAGAGAAUCAGUGAUGACACGAUCCCUGUGCCCUGUUUCUUUGGUGUGAACAAGGAGGAGAUCAUUGUGGUGGAUGGCACCACCCAGGUAUGCCAGACAAUCCCCCCGAUAUCUGUCACAUAUGAACGCACUGGCCCAGAGCAAGAGAGUAACACCUUACUGUUUGUCCCAGUCCUGUGGGAGUUCCAGGGCUGUAUCCUGCACACACCACCCUGUGCCCCACACACCCUCAGCUUUCCACAGGAUCUUGAGGUAACUUGUGGUGAGAAUCAGAUGGUUUCACUUUGGGGCCUGCUCCUGAGAGUGGCUGGUGGCUUUUCCCUCUGGCAGGUGGUGUCCCGGGUGAUUCCCCUGAAGGAGCUGCAGAAGAUGCGCACCCUGAGGCCCAUCUCCGACGGGGGCCUUCCCGGCCUGGAGCUCCACUAUGGCUCCCCUGGCAGCCCCAGGGCCCUCUGGCUGGAGCUGUCACAGGCCAAAGAACUGUACCACACGAUUGUUGUCAUCCUGGAUAAAACAGAGCUGCACUCCUAG
This is a messenger RNA of Motacilla alba alba, 9567 nucleotides long. It is a transcript of the gene MYO15B, whose product is annotated as myosin XVB. The transcript has 65 exons. NCBI's taxonomy places the organism in Eukaryota, Metazoa, Chordata, Aves, Passeriformes, Motacillidae. Bases 1 to 9567 code for a protein of 3188 amino acids. Gene Ontology annotation, molecular function: protein binding; cytoskeletal motor activity; ATP binding. The record is from RefSeq and is a predicted model, not a curated record. Gene Ontology annotation, cellular component: myosin complex; cytoskeleton.